Carassius gibelio (silver crucian carp) is the source of this 3643-nucleotide messenger RNA. RefSeq names its product immunoglobulin superfamily, member 5b (gene igsf5b). The record is from RefSeq and is a predicted model, not a curated record. The coding region runs from base 226 to 1290 and encodes 354 amino acids. Gene Ontology annotation, biological process: cell-cell adhesion. NCBI's taxonomy places the organism in Eukaryota, Metazoa, Chordata, Actinopteri, Cypriniformes, Cyprinidae. The transcript is spliced from 9 exons.
AGCCCGUGAGUCACUGUUGGAUAUUUGCAGUGGUCAGUUCAAGGCUAAAAAGGCUGUUUUGCUUUCAGUAAUAUUUAACUGGAUAGUUUGGGCUACACCCCACAGUAACCAAGAAACUGCUACUGUACUGACUGUGGAAACAUGAUUUCUGUUCAGCCUCUCUGAAUACUGCAUAACUCAUCCUGGACUAUUCAAGAACAAUGGCCUGACUGUUUCUCUGGCAAUAUGAAUGGCCACAUCCUUCAGCUGUGUGUAAUCCAAGCUGUAGCCUCUUUUAUCCAUCUAGAACCCAAGAAUGUUACUGUGUUAAGAGGCAGUGAGGUUCGCUUUAACUGCAGCACUGAUGAAUCCUGGGGUGUCAUGACGUGGCUGUUGGGUGGAAGAACUGUCCUCACCAUCUCAGUGGAACAUGGUCCUCUGGGUGGAGAUGAGCAUGUGUCCACAGUUAAUCACUCCAGCUCAUCUCUUUCCAUGUGGGAGUUGGUUUUGAUGAACGUUUCCUUCAGACCCAUUGUACAGGAAGUCAUAUGUGAACUGCUGCCUACAAGACUUGACAGAUCAUCAUCAGCCCUGUUUGUACAAGAAAAAGGAAAUGUCAGGAUUUUGGAGAGUGAUCUGUCAGUUCAAGAGGGGAUGCUUGUCACCUUCCAUUGCGAAGCGAGUGGCUGGUAUCCGGACCCUUCAGUGUCCUGGGUGGUCAAUGGCACCACUGUGGACAGAGACAACUACAACACCAGCAGUCUCCAGGACCCCAAUGGCCUUUUCAACUCCACCAGUGUGCUUCAGAUAAAAGCAGAGACAAGCAGCACAGUGGAGUGUUGGGCAUCUGUGUCUGCCGCUGUAGCCCACCAAAACAGCAGUGUCAAGCUGACUGUAGUGGCACCGAAAGCUCCCCAGGACUACACAGUUGUGAUCGCUGUCAUAGUGUCUGUGUGUACAAUCUUUCUGCUGACAGUGCUCAUCCUGAUCUUGUACUAUAGAAAAAAACUGACAAAAUCAAGCUCUGAAAAUAAAGUCAGCUCCUCUUUAUGGACUGUCAAUUUAAGCAGUCGUCGGAGGUCUGUUGCUGAUGAAACCAGAGGAAAAGUUAACCCAGGAUACCACGGCGAAGACGUAACAAGUUCAGGACACCAUGACCUCAGGAAUAGAGCUGACAGCACGGUAAACAUCAUCAGCUCUCCACGGGUUCCUGAUAUUGUCAUUUUCAGCACUCAAAAUCAGAAAUUGGAAGAUUUUUCUAACCUCUACUCUAAGGGAGCAAAGACAGUCCGCCGAGUCACCACUGUUUGACCUCAGGGUCGACCUCACAUAAACCUCCCACUGCAAGAAAGAAACAAAGGUCAUAUAUGCUGAAAAUGAAGAUGCAAUAGAUGCAAUGCCUGUUUUUUUUUUUUUUUUGUCACUUCAAAAAAUGUUAUGUAAUUAUUUUGCAUUAUUUUGUACUGGUGUAUUUGUAAGUUAUUUACAGUAUUCGUAUCUGUAUCGGUAAAGAGAGCUGCAGUGGUGACAUAUUUUUGUAGGCCAACCUGGAAGUCAGCAUCACCUGGUUCCCUAGGGUUUUUACAUUGGCUUUUGGAUUAAUGCAGUAAAUAAACUCUGUGACCAGCAAAAGUUUGAUGUCUUGUUCAUCAUAAUAAUAUUCACAAAUGAAUACAACUUGAGCCUAAAUACAGUCGGCAGAAGCAGCUAAACAUAGGAAAGAAACAAACUACACCAUGUUCACAUGACUCCAACAACACCACAACUGAAAAAGAGAGCGAUUUAUACAACAAACGCACACAAUAUCCUCUGAAAACGACCUAGUGAAUGGCUGAGUUUACUCUUUUCAAUGUGAUGAAAUUAAGUGACCCUGACAACCUCUGUAGUUCCAUUUAGCCACUUAUUAAAAGCCCAUUGUCUUUAAGUUGAUGGAAACCAAAGCUGAUUUAUGGGUUUUGGCCUACAAAAAUAUGUCAAUUCUACAGCACAUUUUUAACUGUGCAAUUUUUUUUUUUUUUUUUUAUUUGUGUUAUAGUGCAUCUUAUGCAUAGACAACUGCACUGUCAAGUAUUGCUUGGCACUUUUAAUAAUAAACAAAAACAACCUUUUCCUCAGAGGGUUCAAGUUAGGGAAAUUUGCCUUCAUGUUUUCCCUCUCUGCUGCUCGUCAGUCAUGGAUGGCAACUGCUGAAUAAAUUAGGGUUACCCUCCGUAGAUCACACAAAGUUGUCAUGAUAUGAGAGGGUGAUAACAUAAGCCUUUUGUUUUUGUUUGGGUUUCCAGACCAGUGUUGUAUUUCCUAGACCUGCUUGUGUUACUGAGGUUUUCAUUUGCCAUUCACAAGUGCUGGAUUGAUGUCAGGGUCAAGCAGACUGUUUCUCUGGGGUGAUUUACAGAGGCCACUGCCUGCCUUUCAAACACUUCUGCGUCUCACAGGAUGUCUCGAUGUUCAGCACAAAUAUUGCAGAACAGUACUUGAGACCUGUUAGAUAAUACAUUUGGCGUUCUUAUAUACAUUUGUCUUUUUAUCUGUAAUUAUUAUUUUUGCAAUUAAUAAUGAAGCGUACAAUUGCUGUGUCCCAGCUUAAUACCUGGAAAAAAAUCUAGUUUUGUUGAUAGUUUGAAUUAGCUUUUAUUUUUCUAUUUUCAAUGUCAUUUUAAUUUAAUUUAAUUAGAUUUUUUACUUUGCUGAAAUGUUACAAUGUGUAGUUUUAGCUAAUAACAGUAAUCAUGCUUAUGAAAUAUAUAUAUAUGUAUAUAUAUAUAUAUAUAUAUUUGGAGACAUUUAAUCUUUUUUUUUCUUUUUGUUCUAAACAUUCUAUAUCACAGCUGCAUACAAUUAAUCUAAAUACUAAUCUUUGAGUGUAACUCAGUAACACAUUUGUGUUAUAUCUGCCCCAUAUGAGAUGCAGGCACUGGCUGCAAUCAUGUAAAUGAAAACAUCUAAUCAUCAUCAUAAAUAUUUACUCAUGCAUAUUAGAACCCAGCCACCAUAUAAAGGUCUGCCUCCAAACAAUGAUUCAGUCUUUAUGUAAUUGACCUCAGCUGAAUGAACCUUUUUGGAAUCAGUCACGGUACUUUGAAACAAUUGCAGCCUACUUUACACAGUGCGAUUCUCUGCAACACUGAUGAAUAACUUAGCAUGUCUUCUCUGUGAUUGAAAUGUAAUCCUCUCUAAUGCAUCCUUACAACGGGGCAUUUAAGUGCUUUCAAAGUCAGCUAUGAGGCACUGUAUUAAGUGACUGGCUAUUAAAGGAAAUUGGAGACAGGAGCCCAUGACAUGGUGCUGUUAGCAUAAUUAAGACCCAAGUAAUUAGCCGAUUAAUGCCUCUUAAAAACUGAUGAAGUGAGUGGGUAAUGCAGAAAAGCUUUACAUUUGAGAUCUAGUGUUUCUUUUAAUGUUUUUGAAGUCUGUGAACAGAUCAUAAUCCCGUAAUUAUGGAAAGGUGUGAAUUUAGCAUAAACUAUCCAGAAUUGUGUCCCUUCAGGAGUAAAUGUAUUCACCACUUUCAGUAAUUGUAACAUAAAUGGUUUAAAAAUGUAUAAUUUUUGCACCCUAGUGGCACUAAAUAGAAAUAAAAAGUGUUUCAAACAAAUUUACUGAGCUGAAUUGCUGUAACCUCAACUUUGGACAUGGCAUCAAUAAAAAACAAAAAAGUUUGAUA